AAAAAUUAAUUAUAAUUUCACUAGAUUUUUUAGAUUAAUUUUGUAUAUAACCGAAGUUGAAAUAUACUUUUUUAUUUAAAAUCAACUUCUAAAUCAUUUUAGCAAAUUCCUGUGUUCUCUAUCUCAUAGAAACCAAAUCAAAAGAUUUAAUGAUGGAGUCCUAUAACGUGAACAACAGCUUGAACAUAGACCUGGAGAAAGAUCAAGAAACUGCUUUCAACUACUCAAAACGAUCUCCGUGGAUACGCGCUGCCGUGCUUGGUGCCAACGACGGUCUUGUCUCAACGGCUUCACUUAUGAUGGGUGUCGGUGCGGUUAAGCCAGACGUCAAAACCAUGCUUUUAACCGGGUUCGCAGGCUUAGUUGCCGGAGCUUGUAGCAUGGCAAUCGGAGAGUUUGUCUCCGUAUACUCUCAGUACGACAUAGAGGUGGCUCAAAUAAAGAGAGAGAGCGGAGAAGAGAUAGAGAAAGCAAAGCUUCCGAGCCCGAUGCUAGCGUCUGUUGCAUCUGCGGUAGCGUUUAUUCUGGGAGCGACUGUGCCUUUAUUGGCGGCUGCGUUUGUGAAAACGUAUGAAAUGAGGAUUGUAGUGAUUGCUGCGGCGGUGACGUUCGUUUUGGUUAUGAUUGGGUGGUUAGGAGCGGUUUUGGGGAAAGCACCGGUGGUUAAGUCGUUGGCUAGGACUCUGAUUGGAGGAUGGUUAGCUAUGACGGUUACGUUUGGUGUAACCACACUGUUUAGAUCACAUUUUAGAUCACAUGGUUUGUGAUAGUUUGUACGUGUGCGCGACCGCAACCUUCUUCAUGUUUCAUGCAACACAAUUUAAGCGGUUACAUUUUUUUCAUAUGAACUUUAGAAUAUUUAUUUAACAUGCAUGAUUACCAAAAAUAAAAUAAAACUUUGAGUAUUUCAUGUAAGAAGAUACAUAAAAAAAAAGUGUAAGAAGAUACAUUGGGAUAUAUGGGUUUGUGACUUGGAUUUUAGAUUUUAUGUAAGCAAAUAUGUUAUAUAAAUCUAUCCAGUGGCAUUUUUCUUAAUGAAUGAUAA
Raphanus sativus (radish) is the source of this 1045-nucleotide messenger RNA. RefSeq names its product vacuolar iron transporter homolog 4-like. The transcript has a single exon. The record is from RefSeq and is a predicted model, not a curated record. Gene Ontology annotation, cellular component: membrane. Gene Ontology annotation, biological process: intracellular manganese ion homeostasis. The coding region runs from base 150 to 767 and encodes 205 amino acids. NCBI's taxonomy places the organism in Eukaryota, Viridiplantae, Streptophyta, Magnoliopsida, Brassicales, Brassicaceae. Gene Ontology annotation, molecular function: manganese ion transmembrane transporter activity; iron ion transmembrane transporter activity.